Molecule: messenger RNA, 1165 nt
Organism: Danio aesculapii
Lineage: Eukaryota; Metazoa; Chordata; Actinopteri; Cypriniformes; Danionidae
Gene: elp6
Product: elongator acetyltransferase complex subunit 6
Exons: 7
Coding region: 286-1077 (263 amino acids)
Biological process (GO): tRNA wobble uridine modification
Cellular component (GO): elongator holoenzyme complex
Source: RefSeq, a predicted model, not a curated record
UUCUUUACUUAUGUUUGUUAAUAUUAUAAAAGCAACUGAUGUCAAAGCAUAUUUUAACGCGUUUUUCCAUUCUCUAACUUAAUUUGUUGAAUGCGUAAACAACGCAAAUAUUCAUUUAGCAUCACAACUACGCUGCUAGUUAUACUACGGACAGUAUAAAAGUGACUUCGCUGCUCGUGUUUACAGUCAUGCUUUUUGCUAGCAUGAGAAAUACUGAAGACCUGAAGGAGUAAAGAGGAGACUGACGCAAAAUCUAGUUCAACUGUCAAGUUAAUCUCUUCAGACAUGUUUCCUGAAUUGAACAGUCUUCUCAAUGCUUCUCCAGACAGUUUCAAACCUGGGGACUUUAUCCUGCUGUCUGACAGACAAGCUGAUGCAUCGUUUCUCAUUCAUCACUAUCUUUCUUUCUAUUUACGUGCUGGCUCUAAGGUGUGUUUUCUGGGUCUUGUACAGUCCUUCAGCCACUAUAGUGCUGUCAGUCAGAGGCUGGGAGUGAGUUUGACCCAGGCGAGAGAAAAAGGCCAGCUAGUCUUUCUGGAAGGACUGAAAGACUCUAUUGGAGCUAUUUUAAAGGAGGACACCAGUGAGGGGACAGAAGCUUUAAGUUAUCUCAGGUCUCCAGGUGCUGGACUGGAAGGCCUCUUCAGAUUUGUGGAAAGAUCAUUGUGUCAGAGCGGAGAUGGCGGUCCUCCGGUGUUGAUCAUUGAUGAUCUGAGUGUGCUUCUGAGUUUAGGUGUCAGUGCUGGAGCAAUACUAGACUUUACUCUCUACUGUCGAGCCACCGUGUGCUCUGAGUUACAGGGAAAUAUGGUGAUUCUGGUGAGGUGUGAGGAGGAGGAUGCUGAUGAUGAAGAGGAAUUAAACCUGCUCCAGAGGGGACUAGUUCAUGAGUGCCAUCUGGCAUUACACGUGGAGGGUUUACCCACGGGCUACUGCAGAGACAUACACGGACAGGUGGAGGUUUGGUGGCGACAGAGGGGAAACGCUCUUUAUAACCAACGACAAAUAUUUCAAUUUAAAGUUCAUGAUAAAGGAGCCUCGUUUUUUACCCGAGGGACUUCUAGAGCAGUUCUCUGAGUUCUAAUUCGAAAGUUUUCUGUUCAUAUCGCUUACUAAAAUAAUGUAUUGAUUUAGUUUGUUUUAUUAAAAUACAUCUUUAGCGCUU